AUAUUUGAAUUUUAAGUAGAUAUAUUCAACUUUAAUAUUUUGACAUUCUUUGGCAUAACUUUAAUUAUAACCAUUACAUCACACUGCUUUGGUCAUUUUAAUAUGUUUUUACUGAAACACUGAUUAAGUGUCAAUUGAUGAUUCUUUCACGUAGUUGAAUUUCCAGCGGUAUUGCUGAACACAUCAACUGGAGAGAUUGAAUCUGAGUUCCAUGCUUAUGUUCAGCCUCAGGAACAUCCAAUUCUUUCUGAAUUUUGCAUGGAAUUGACAGGCAUAAAGCAGGCCCAAGUUGACGAAGGGGUCCCUCUGAAGAUUUGCUUAUCUCAGUUCUGUAAAUGGAUUCAGAAGAUUCAACAACAGAAGAAAAUUAUCUUUGCUACUGGGGUUUCAGAUCUACCUACUUCAGAAGUCAAGUUGUGUGCAUUUGUUACUUGGUCAGACUGGGACUUGGGUGUUUGCCUGGAGUAUGAGUGUAAAAGAAAGCAGCUGUUUAAACCUGUGUUCUUAAAUGCUUGGAUUGAUCUCAGAGUAACUUACAAGAUUUUCUAUAGGAGAAAACCAAAAGGACUGAGUGGCGCCCUGCAGGAGGUGGGAAUCGAAUUCUUGGGACGGGAACAUUCUGGAUUGGAUGAUUCUCGGAAUACUGCACUUCUUGCUUGGAAAAUGAUCAGGGAUGGUUGCUUAAUGAAAGUUACAAGGUCCUGGAACAAGGUUCCCACUAAGAAGAAUCCCAACAUUUUGGGCAGAAAUUUGAAUACCAAUCAAGUUGAAGAAACAUCAGUCUGCAACAGAAGCAGUCGGGGUCCCAGCAUAUGUGAUAGGGAGCCUAAAAAUACAAUACAUUAUCAUGAAAAAGUGCAAAUGAGGUCUGAUGGUAUGAAUUCUAUAAAAGUAAACCAAGAUGAGUUACAACCAAAGAGCAAUUUAAAAGUAGGUCUUCGCAAUGUCAAAAACUGUUUCUCUCUCUUGACUACUCAGUCUUCUACUUCUCUGGGGCAGCUGCAGUGCCCCGGCGUCUGUGCACCUAUGCAGAAGCAAAUCAAAGACGAACAUCAAGCAUUUCGUGCCAAAUCUAAGGCUUCCACAGCGGAUUCUGAUUUGGUGCUUGUUUCAACUACCAUUUCAUCUGUUAAUCAUGUUUCUGAUGUGGAGAUGAGUUCUGCUCUCGACUGUUUGCCUAUGUUGACUGAUUGGGAGGAUGUAGCUUUACUGCCAGCAUCUCAGCCUGAGCAAAAUAUAGAUGAUAUGCCGCUCAUUAGUGACUCAGACUUAGCUACUUCAUUGAAGUCUGGAGAAAGGUUAAUGGUUCUAAAAGAAUCUGAAUUGUUAAGUUAUGAGAACUUUGAAAGCACAGAAGAAACUCCUCAACAAUCUGAGACCUCUAAGUUGGUUGUGUAUAAGAGUCCACAUACUACUAUUUAUAAUGUAAAAGAAGCCAAAGAUCCAAGGUCAGAUGUUUCUAACUUUAAAUUACCUGAGUGCAAAUCAAGCAGUUUGAACAGUGUUAAGGCCAGUGUGUCUUAUCCUUCAGUUCUGGGGAAAUGUCUUCUUUUAGGUGGUACUAAAAGGAACCCACCCAGUCCCCCAGCUGUCCCCCUAGCAAAAAAGCAGCCCUUCACUAUUCAUGAAGAAAAGCCGACAUCAUGUGAUGGCUCCCCAGUGAGGUCUCGGAAGCUCCUCUCCUCUGUCUUCACUCCUACAGUUAACCUACGAGAGCCUUGGAAGAGUGGGAAGGUGACACCUCCAUUAUGCAGGUGUGGCCGGAGGUCUAAGAGACUUGUUGUUUCUAAUAAUGGACCAAACCAUGGGAAAGUCUUCUACUGUUGCCCUAUUGGGAAAUACCAAGAAAACAGAAAAUGUUGUGGUUAUUUCAAAUGGGAACAAACACUUCAAAAGGAGAGGGCCAACAGCACAAUUUGGUCUCAUUCCUCAGGGGCACUCACCUCUAGUUCUCCAGAAAUAAGCCAUGUUUGUGACCAAAAGGUAAAUGUUUCUACUAAAAAUGCUUUGAGACUCAGACCUUCAAUGAGGAAUUGAUGAACUUUAUAUCUAAACUAUGUUUUUACUUUAGUAUGACGUUUGAUGUAAAGAGAAAAGCAUAUAGGGCUGCAAGUUAGGAGAACAGCAUUAUCUGAGCUCUGUCCACUGCACUUGGACUAUUACACACACACACACUGAAAAUAGAGAAACAAAUUUCACAGGUUUCUAAUUUCAGUCACCAGCCAUCUAACUUUUGUCUUUUGUUCAUGUAUGAAUCCUGAUUGUUCCUUGAAUUCCCAAACAUGAGUAAUCUUAAAAUGCCUAA
Messenger RNA from Myotis brandtii (Brandt's bat), 2305 nucleotides. It is a transcript of the gene ERI2, whose product is annotated as ERI1 exoribonuclease family member 2. The transcript is spliced from 6 exons. Bases 259 to 2037 code for a protein of 592 amino acids. Gene Ontology annotation, molecular function: nucleic acid binding; zinc ion binding; 3'-5'-RNA exonuclease activity. NCBI's taxonomy places the organism in Eukaryota, Metazoa, Chordata, Mammalia, Chiroptera, Vespertilionidae. The record is from RefSeq and is a predicted model, not a curated record. Gene Ontology annotation, biological process: exonucleolytic trimming to generate mature 3'-end of 5.8S rRNA from tricistronic rRNA transcript (SSU-rRNA, 5.8S rRNA, LSU-rRNA).